Messenger RNA from Salvia hispanica, 1917 nucleotides. RefSeq names its product subtilisin-like protease. The record is from RefSeq and is a predicted model, not a curated record. Gene Ontology annotation, molecular function: serine-type endopeptidase activity. NCBI's taxonomy places the organism in Eukaryota, Viridiplantae, Streptophyta, Magnoliopsida, Lamiales, Lamiaceae. Gene Ontology annotation, biological process: proteolysis.
AUUAAAUAAAAAAUACUACUCCUAAUCACAAAAUAUACUAAUUUCUUAGGGUUGAACAUGAAUACGGGCGUUUGGAACGGCACAAACUAUGGUGAAGGAGUGAUCAUCGGUGUCCUGGACACCGGAAUCACUCCAAACCACCCCUCUUUCGACGGCAAGGACAUGCCCCCGCCGCCUGCCAAGUGGAAGGGCACGUGCGAGUUCACUGGCACCGCGUGCAACAACAAGCUCAUCGGCGCCAGGAAUUUCGUCGCUGGGGGGACGGGGCCGCCUGUCGAUGACGAGGGUCACGGCACGCACACUGCUAGCACGGCUGCCGGAAACUUUGUUCCCGGAGCCGCGAUUUUCGGAAUGGCCAACGGCACGGCUGUGGGAAUUGCGCCGCGGGCGCAUUUAGCCAUGUACAAAGUUUGCGACGAUGCCUGCUUCGAGACGGACAUACUAGCAGCUAUGGAUGCCGCCAUUGAUGACGGCGUCGACGUGCUUUCGCUCUCCCUCGGCGGAGCUUCGGUUGAUUUCUACGCCGACGGAAUUGCUAUCGGCGCCUUUGCAGCUAUUCAGAAGGGGAUUGUGGUGAGCGCUUCCGCUGGAAAUGCCGGGCCGAUUAGCUCUUCAUUGUCGAACGAAGCUCCAUGGAUUCUCACCGUUGGUGCUAGCACCAUCGACAGAAACAUAGUUGCUACGGCGGUGUUAGGAAACUCGGCUAAAUACGACGGCGAGUCGCUCUUUCAGCCUUCCGAUUUCCCAUCCGAUAAACUCCUGCCUCUCGUUGACGCCGGCGCUGGCGGCAACGAGACCGCAGCUCUGUGCGGUCCCGGCGCCCUGGCAGAGCUCGACGUCAAGGGUAAGAUCGUGCUCUGCCAGAGAGGCGGCGGGAUCGCACGGAUCGACAAGGGACAGACCGUCAAGGACGCCGGCGGCGCCGCCAUGAUCCUCAUGAACGACGAGCUAAACGCCUACAACACCAUCGCCGAUCCGCACGUGCUUCCCGCCACGCACGUGAGCUUCGACGCGGGUGAGAAAAUCCGGUCCUACGCAAACUCAUCCUCGUCCCCGACCGCGAGCAUCAUCUUCAAAGGCACCGUGAUCGGCAACCCGCUCGCCCCCUCGGUCGCGUCCUUCUCGUCGAGGGGGCCGAGCGCGGCCAGCCCGGGGAUCCUGAAGCCGGACAUCCUCGGCCCCGGCGUCAGCAUCCUCGCGGCCUGGCCCGUGUCGGUCGACAACUACACGAACGAGGCCGCGCCCUUCAACAUGAUCUCGGGCACGUCCAUGUCGUGCCCCCACCUCAGCGGGGUGGCCGCUCUUCUCAAGAGCGCCCACCCUGACUGGUCCCCAGCCGCGAUCAAGUCCGCAAUCAUGACAACCGCCACACAGGCGAAUCUCGGCGGGAAGCCCAUCGUCGACGAGACGAACCUCCCCGCCGACAUCUUCGCGAUAGGGGCGGGCCACGUGAACCCGCCCAGCGCGAACGACCCGGGGCUCCUGUAUGACCUCCAACCGGAAGACUACAUUCCUUAUCUGUGUGGCCUAAACUACACAGACGAGGAAGUGCAGGCGAUCGUGCAGGAGCCUGUCUCCUGCACGAACGUCACAAGCAUACCCGAGGGGCAGCUGAACUACCCGUCGAUGGUGGUGGAGCUCCCCAACGAUGAUUCCAAGCAGUCGUUCUCGAGGACGGUGAGGAAUGUGGGAGAGGGGAACUCGAGGUACGAGAGUGUCAUCGAUUUUCACGAACCUGCGCCGAUCGGCAUAAGCGUGGACGCUGACCUCUGGUUUUCUGAUGUGAAUCAGACUAAGACGUAUCAGAUUUACUUCUACAGAAAUGGCGAUACCAAUCUGACUUACACUAAAGGAGCACUGAUUUGGAAGUCAGCGAAUCGCGCUGUAAGAAUGCCGAUUUCCAUCAAAUUUGUGUAA